AUGCUGUCGGCUACGUACCUUGGCUCUACACGCCGAGCUGCACUCUCUGCUAUUUCUACUGGUUCUCGCUGGCUCUCGAGCACCCUGGCUUCGUCGUCGGCGUCUGUGGUGGACGCAUCAUAUGGGGCUGACCGGUUCUCGUUCUCGCUUCUCUCGUCCGAGUCCCAGGCUGCGCUGGCAGAGUGCGAGACGAACGGAACUCCGUUGUCGGCGGCGGCGGCUGAUGACAUCGCGGCGACGUUGCAUGACUGGGCCGUCUCGCGCGGCGCAGUCUCGUACUCGCACAUGUUUUCACCGCUCCGCGAGGGGCCAGCCGAGAAGCACGACUCUUUUCUGGCGUUCAAGUCUGGACGCGUGACGUCGGCGUUUACCGGCUCGAUGCUGCUCUCUGGUGAGACGGACGGCUCGUCGUUCCCCAAUGGCGGACUGCGCGGGACGCACCGUGCCGGCGCGUACACGGCAUGGGAUGUGACGUCUGCGCCGUGGGUUCGGUCCGGCACGCUCUGUCUCCCGUCGGUGUUUGUGACCCACGAGGGAACGCCGAUCGACGAGAAGACGCCGCUGCUGCGGUCGAUGGAGGCCAUUUCCGAGGCGUCGCUCAAGGUUCUUCGGGCGCUGGGCGACAAGGAUUCGACCAAGGUUGUGCCCGAGGUGGGAUGGGAGCAAGAGUUCUUUGUUCUCGACCGCGAGCUGGUCCUGCAGCGGCCGGAUGUCGUGACGUCGGGGCGGACGCUGGUGGGCGCCGCGCCGUCGCGCGGGCAGCAGACUGACGCCAACUACUUUGGCGCCGUCCCGCCGCGGGUCAAGGCCAUGCUCCGCGAUGUGCAGGACGAGCUGUGGUCACUCGGCAUUUCGUGCGCGACACUCCACAACGAAGUCGCGCCGGCGCAGCACGAGACGGCACCGAUCUUUGGCGUGACCAAUGUCGCUGCCGACGAGAACAAGCUCAUGAUGCAGGUGCUUAAGGAUGUGGCUGCCGAGCACGAGCUCUUUGUCCUCCUCCACGAGAAGCCGUUUGCUAAUCUCAACGGAUCUGGCAAGCACAACAACUGGUCGCUCACAACGUCGACGGGCGUCAAUCUGUGUGCGCCGGGCUCGGCGAGCUUUGAGCAGGCGGCAUUUACCACCUUUACUGCCGCCGUUGUCCACGCCUUUGCGCAUCACGGCGACCUGCUCCGCGCCUCGGUUGCGACUGCCGGUAACGACCACCGGCUUGGUGCGCAGGAGGCGCCGCCGGCGAUUAUGUCAAUGUACCUUGGCGAGAACCUGACGGCGCACAUGGAUGCGGUUCUUGCCGGCGGGGCGCUCGAGGGCUACUCGGAGGACGCUCGCCGGGUGCUCGGGCUCGGCACACGGGCCGUCCCGCCGCUCCGGGCCUCUGUCGAGGACCGUAACCGGACCGCACCGAUGCCGUUUAUCGGCAACCGGUUCGAGUUCCGGGCCGUCGGCUCCAACCAGGACAUCUCGACCUCGCUCACCUUCUUGCACGCCGCCGUCAUCGACGGCCUCGAGGCCAUUUCGAAGCGGACCGACGCCGGCGACUCGAUCCGCGACGCGGUCAGCGCCGUCCUUGCGGACUCGAUGCAUGUGGUCUUCAAUGGUGACGCCUACUCGGACGAGUGGGCCGAGGAGGCCGAGCGUCGCGGCCUUCCCAACAACCGCGACUCGGCCUCGGCGCUCGGCGCCAUCGCCGCCGACAAGAACGUCGACUUGCUCUCGUCGACCGGCAUUCUCGAGCGCGAGGCUGUCUUCGCCCGAGCUGAAAUUGCCAUGGAGGCUUAUUCGGCCACAAUCGAGCUCGAGGCCACCGCCAUGCUCAAGAUGCUGCAGCAGGGCUACCUCCCCGCCGCCGCCACCGAUGAGGCCACCACCGGCGGCGCCGCUUCGACCACCUCGUUCUCAGCCGACAAGGCCGGCAUUUACGGCGACCUCACCGCCGCCACCGCCAAGCUCGCCGCGGAUCUCGACUCCCUCCGUGGUGCCCUUUCGGGCGAGGCGCCUGCAGCCGCCACCAAGGUUGCUGCCGGUGUGGCCUCGACCAUGGCCACCACUCGCGCCGCGGCCGACACCGCCGAGCUCGUCCUCCCAGCCUCGCUUUACCCAUACCCGACGUAUGAGGAGCUCCUCUUCCGGCAUCACACCCACUCGGCCUAUGAGCGGGCUUAA
Messenger RNA from Thecamonas trahens ATCC 50062, 2166 nucleotides. RefSeq lists its product as uncharacterized. The coding region runs from base 1 to 2166 and encodes 721 amino acids. The record is from RefSeq and is a predicted model, not a curated record. NCBI's taxonomy places the organism in Eukaryota, Apusomonadida, Apusomonadidae. Gene Ontology annotation, molecular function: glutamine synthetase activity. The transcript has 2 exons.